Molecule: messenger RNA, 1748 nt
Organism: Tachysurus fulvidraco (yellow catfish)
Lineage: Eukaryota; Metazoa; Chordata; Actinopteri; Siluriformes; Bagridae
Product: beta-1 adrenergic receptor
Exons: 7
Coding region: 199-990 (263 amino acids)
Biological process (GO): G protein-coupled receptor signaling pathway
Cellular component (GO): membrane
Molecular function (GO): G protein-coupled receptor activity
Source: RefSeq, a predicted model, not a curated record
AUUGGCUGGAUACGGCACCAUGGGGAAGACAAAAGAACUGACAAUGGACUUGCAUAAUAAGUGAAUAUUUCAACUAACACAACCAUAUUGGAGGAGGAGGAGCAAUGGUCUCGUAUUGAGAAGCCUCUGAUCGUGGUCAUUCUUAGCAUUGAGAUAGUGCUGGGGAUUCUGGGAAAUGGUCUGGUCCUAAUUGUUAAAAUGGUGUGUAGGGAUCAAUAUCAGUGUGUUUACUGGCUCCCGUUUGUCAGUCUCACUCUCUCUGACUUGUGUUGUGCCUUGCUGAUCAUGACCAGUUCCUUACUGGCUAUUUUGACUGGAGGUCAGAGCUCACCGUGGUGUGAGGUGGUCAGUCUGUUUAAGUUCACCUUCAUCACAUCCUCCAUUGGAAGCAUAGCACUCCUCUGUGUCCAGCGGUAUAUGGGCCUGCUCUUCACUAGAAGAGGCUUGUCUGUCAUCCUAAUAGUGGCAUGUUUGGCUUCCUGGUUGUUAGGUGCCAUAUUCGGGGUGGUGCCAGUGAUCUACAAAUGGGUUAGGUUUGACCCUGCGGAGAUGAUGUGUGCUGUAUUCUGGGAGAGCAGUUACUCUGACAUGCUGGUGUAUAUUCUCUGCGCCUUCAUCGUCACAAUAUUACCACCUUUGCUGCUCAUUAUCACCUGCUCCUUACUGACUGGGGCUGGCUAUGGGAAAAACUGUGCCAGGCCGACAGAUUUGUCAUCUGUCACUCCGCUGUUGGUGGGAACUUAUCUGCUCUGCUAUACUCCUUUUAUUUUGUCAGAAAUGAUUAUGCUUGGGAGACUGGAUCUGUCACCAUCUCCUGAGUGGCUGAGAACACUUUCAUCAGUCAUGGCUUAUCUGGACUGUAGUGUGAACCCCAUCAUUUACUGCAUUAACCAAGACUUUCGAGAAGCAAUACUUGCACUUCUGUGGACCAGCAGAAAGUCAAGCUUGCCUGAACCUGUACUGACCAGCAUAACAAAAAUAGACACAUGAUAUAGAAUAUGUGUAUCUGAUGGAUGGAUUUUUAUACAUAUUUUAAAUUGAGUUGCUUCAUUACAACUGCAGGACACUACUUUGGUACAGUGAUUAAAGCGGAAAAAUAGGCCUAAUACCCUUCCGUCCUUCCCUGUAUUAUCAUGUUGUAUUUUUUUUUAAUUACGAGUGAACCUUUCUACUAUAAUCACAAAUUAUAUGAUGUGUCUUGUACUGUAUUUGUAUCUGUUCUUUUCAAAUAAUGCAUUCAUAUUCAGUAAAUGUGUGUGUUAGGGGAAAAAUACAUUUUUCAGGGUUUGCAGUGAAUAAGUCAGUAAGCUGUUGAAAAACAAAAAAAAAUAUUUUCAGUCAUUAAAAUGAAAUAUUUAGAGCUAUUUAUAAAAAGCCUAUUCAAUUUUAGUGGUUUAAACUGUCAUUGGUGCAUCUCUCUUUGCCUUCAUAUUUAUUAGCGUUGAUUUAUGUGAUUUGAUAGUCUGAAGUGAUGUUAUUUCAGCUUCUUACACCAUUUAAUCUAAACUAUGUAUUUCUGUAGUAAGCACUGUGAGGCAAGCAUUGAUUUUAAUAGUGGUUUUAAUGGACACCAUCUGCACAGAGAGACAUAUAUACAAAGCGAACAUUCAUUUAACCCACAAAACAUUUGAGAUGCAGUACUUUGUUUUUGUGUGUUGUAUAUUUCAGUCAUUUGCUGCUAUAAAAUUAAAAUAGCAGAAAAAGAUUUUCAUAGAAUUUUAAUUUAUCAAUAAAUAAUGAAAAUAAAA